Molecule: messenger RNA, 564 nt
Organism: Trichobilharzia regenti
Lineage: Eukaryota; Metazoa; Platyhelminthes; Trematoda; Strigeidida; Schistosomatidae
Source: the annotation of a GenBank genome assembly
AUGAUGACGAACAACAGUCAACAACAUUCAAAUAGUGAGAUACAUUCAUGGAAUAAUAAUAACAACAACAACCAGUGGCUAUCAUCAACACCGUUAGGAGGACAUAGAAAGCAAUUGGAUUCCACACUGAAUAAUUCUGAUAGUGGAUUUCUCAGUGGUAACAAUAGUCAUUCAUCAGGUUCAAUAGAUAAUCGAAGAAAUCAGUUUGAUAUUGUCAGCGAUGAGUAUAGUCGAUUGAUGGGAUCUACUAGACCUUUGAAUACACCGAAUGUUGUUCACUCUCUGACUGAUUUACUCAUGAAUUCAACGUCACCACCGUUUCAAAAAUUAGAAGAACAACAACGCUUUUCGGCCUUUGGUGUUCCUGUAAAGACUACGAGAGACUCUUUAAGCAGCAAUCCCACAUCGAAUUAUUUUCAUCGACAACAUGACACAAUGAUUUUCAAUCGCACCAAACCACCACUAACAACAACAACUCCUACUAAUUUCGUUUCUUGUAAUUCUAGUCAUGACACCGUAAAGCCAACAACAUCGCCACCGAUAUGGAGACCAUAUUUAGAUUGA